GCCACCGAGAUUGGAUACACUCUGUUGAGAUUUGUGUGUUAAAUCUAAUCAUGCAGUAGAUUUUUGAGUUUUGAACGGUUAGGGUAAUUUCACACGCCGCUUCGCUGCGUUAUUUUCUUACUACUAUUUGUGAUUAGGAACUUAUAUGUUUUUAAUUCAGUGGGACAAAGUUUUACUCUAUCUUUUAUUAAUGGGAGAUUAGACUUUGCGGUGCUAUUAAUAGAUCAGAUGGAUACUGAAAACCAGGUCCAGCAAUAUGGAGAAGUGAACCAACUAGGUGGUGUAUUCGUCAAUGGUAGACCUCUUCCUAACGCUGUACGAUUGCGGAUAGUUGAAUUAUCUCAAGUGGGUAUUAGACCUUGUGAUAUCUCCCGACAGCUAAGAGUUUCUCAUGGUUGUGUUUCCAAAAUCUUGGCCAGGUACCACGAGACGGGAUCCAUACUGCCAGGUGCGAUAGGAGGAUCGAAACCUCGGGUGACAACGCCUAAAGUAGUGGCCUACAUAAAGAAACUAAAACAAAAAGACCCAGGCAUCUUCGCUUGGGAAAUCAGAGACCGCCUGCUCUCCGACGGAGUCUGCGACAAAUACAACGUGCCUUCAGUCAGUUCAAUAAGUAGGAUACUAAGGAAUAAAAUAGGUUCUCUAGUUCACACCCAGCCGUACAAUCACCCGUCCUACACAUCAAUGUAUCCCACAUAUCCAUACCCGCAACAAAAACUCUCCCCUCCGCCCACACAAAGGCACAACACCCUCCAUUGCUGGCCGAGUUCUCAUUCGGUCACCGAUAUCCUCGCCGGAGUCCAAGCGGCUAGUUGUUAUAGACGAUCUCACAAUAAUUCAUCACCCACUCCGUUACCGAACUUACUGACGGGAGUACAAACUGGUUAUAGAGGGUCCCACGGGAAUCCCCCAGCUUCUUCACUGUCUGACGUAUUAACGUCGGGGACACCUCCGAGAGGUGUGGAUCAUUUCUCGCAAAACUACAAUUAUUAUAUGUAUUUUCAAUCAGGCAAUACGUCAACAGCGAUGCAUAUGGUGAAUGGUGGUAUGGGAACGAUGCCUCUGGCUGGAUCUCAAAUCUAAUACCAAACGCCACACUGGAGCGACAUUGAGCAAGUUUUGAUUCAAGACAAACGCGUGUUUCCACAAAAGUUCAUUUUAACGAUUUUACCAAGAUUUUAUACCGGUUACGGGUCACUUUUAUAGGUGUUCUGGGAUUUUCUUUUUCUAAUUUUUUUUCUCACUACUUAGAACGAUCUUGCUAAAGUUUGUACACAAAAUGCUACAAAGACGACUUUAAAAUGAACUACUUUGGAGUUAACAAUUUGGUUCGUUUAGUAUCGAAACCGCAAAAAAAUGCCUGCGUGACGUUAUCAAAAUGUGGCGCACCAGUAAGAUUACCCGAGAAUACUUACUCGUUCGGAAUGUAUAUAAUGUAUAGAAGUUUCGUGAUAGUAGAUAUUGAGUACAUUGAGAAAAAAAAUCUUUUUAAUAUAAGGCACGUUCAAAAAGUGAGAAUUUAAUAUAUUUGAGUGAAAUUUACAUUUUUCUAUAUAAACUCCAUGCAGUCUUUAAAUACUCUACUUUUAUACCUACCGUUGUUGGAACCUGUUUUUCACAGUCUACGUCACCGGAAUAUGCUGUCCACCUUCAAAACUUCAUAUUAUGCGUGAAAAGUGCUCUUUAAAAGAAUAUGUGUCUUACAAACUACUUUUCGGUACUGUUUUUGUGGUUUUUUAUCAACAUUACAUUAAUUUAUACAAUGUGCCUUUGGGGCGUUCCUACCUUGUACAUUUCGUCCCAAAAAAACUAAAAAAUUGUUGUAAUUUAAGAUGAAGUGCCUAAUUUUGAUAUUCCACAUACUGUUUUGUAAAAUAAAUACACUUAUUGUUUUCUAAUUUUAAGAAAGUGACUUGUCGUUUUACUAUUUAUGAAUAUAAAAAAUAAUAAAAUCUAUAUCCGA
Molecule: messenger RNA, 1963 nt
Organism: Diabrotica balteata
Lineage: Eukaryota; Metazoa; Arthropoda; Insecta; Coleoptera; Chrysomelidae
Source: the annotation of a GenBank genome assembly